GUUUGUCGGUGGCACCGGCGGCUGCCGCUGUCAGUGGGGCGGCUGCGUCCCAAGAUGGCGCCGGCGGCAGCAGCGGCCGCGGGGCGCGGGGCCGGGCCGGGCGGAUGGAACUGCUGAUGACGGUCCGGAGACUCGCCUCCAUCUGUACCAUGGGCACCAAUGCCUCUGCUUUGGAGAAAGAGAUUGGUCCUGAACAGUUCCCUGUGAAUGAACAUUAUUUUGGCUUGGUCAAUUUUGGCAAUACCUGCUACUGCAACUCAGUCUUACAGGCACUUUAUUUUUGUCGUCCGUUUCGGGAAAAAGUUUUGGCGUACAAAGUGCAGCCUCGGAAGAAGGAAAGCCUCCUGACCUGCCUCUCUGAUCUCUUCAACAGUAUUGCUACACAAAAGAAGAAGGUGGGAGUCAUCCCACCCAAGAAAUUUAUUUCCCGAUUGAGGAAAGAAAAUGAAUUAUUUGAUAAUUACAUGCAGCAGGAUGCACACGAAUUCCUAAACUACCUACUUAACACUAUUGCUGACUUACUCCAAGAAGAGAAAAAACAGGAGAAGCAGAAUGGCAAACUCCAGAAUGGCAGCAUUGAGAGUGAGGAAGGAGGCAAGAGUGAUCUGACGUGGGUCCAUGAAAUCUUCCAAGGAACACUAACCAAUGAAACCAGAUGUCUUAACUGUGAGGCUGUUAGUAGCAAAGAUGAGGACUUUCUGGAUCUGUCGGUUGAUGUGGAACAAAAUACAUCUAUUACACACUGUCUGAGAGGAUUUAGUAAUACAGAAACUCUGUGCAGUGAAUAUAAAUACUAUUGUGAGCAGUGCCGGAGUAAGCAGGAAGCACAGAAGAGAAUGAGAGUGAAAAAGUUGCCCAUGAUUUUAGCUCUGCACUUAAAAAGGUUCAAAUACAUGGACCAGCUGCACCGCUACACCAAACUCUCCUACCGUGUAGUCUUUCCCUUGGAGCUCAGGCUCUUCAACACCUCAGGAGAUGCUACAAACCCUGACAGAAUGUAUGACCUGGUGGCUGUGGUUGUUCACUGUGGCAGUGGUCCAAAUCGUGGACAUUAUAUCACCAUUGUGAAGAGCCAUGGCUUCUGGCUGCUGUUUGAUGAUGACAUUGUGGAGAAAAUUGAUGCCCAAGCCAUUGAAGAAUUCUAUGGGUUAACAUCAGACAUUUCCAAAAACUCAGAAUCUGGAUAUAUCCUCUUCUACCAGUCGAGAGACUAAAGAUAAUGUGUACAGAUAAAAAAGGGAUCAAGAUAUGUCCAAAUGGAACGUAUUUGUGGCAGCAGCAGCAGCAGUUCCUCCUUGUUGCUGUAGGACCAGGAGAGAUCCAGGGGGGAACAAAAGUUUCUCCCUGCCAUUUUGUGGGGGAUUAGUGCUGACUGCUGCAACAAGAAGAGCUCUUGUUCCAGUUUUCUUUCUGGGCUUUUUUUUUUUUAAAGUGCUAUCUUCCAAAAUCUGUGUUACCUCUACUUGAAACCUGGCUGCUUAUUUGUUUGUGGACUGAAGAAGAGAUUUAAAAGUAGCAUUGUAGGAUUUUUGACCAUUUAAUGUUGGCCUGAGGCUAUACCUUGGUUUCUGCCAUCCUGGUUUUUCUGUAUUUUAGCAGAAUGAUUUCAAUAUUCAGUGUCAGCUGAAGGCAUAUUUUAGGAUAUGAGCAGCAGCUGGUUGCUGGAUAUUUUUGGUGACUCAGACUUGAGAAGCAGUACAAAGCUAAGACAUAUUGGAAAUGUCAAGUCUGUAAUUUUUAUAAAAAAAAAAAAAAAAAAAAAAAAGAUACAAAAAACCCCAAAACAAACACCAGACAAAAAGCCUCCCUGCAGCAUUGUAAGUUUCCCUGUUAUGCAUUAUCUGGGGCUUAGACAACACGAGCAGCACUGCUUCUUUUUUCUAUUUUUAUUUUUAUUUUUACUGUUGUGUUUCUUCUCCAGAAGGUACAGGGCUUCACCCACACGCAGCUUUAUCGACUGUGCAUUUUUCUUUGGAAGUUGUGACUCAAAGCCACCUUGCUGCAGACCCCAGGGGAGCAGAGCAGCAGUUCUCCCUUUGGAAGAACCUGUCUGGCAACCAGUUGCUGCAGAAGGUUGGGAGCUGCAGCUUUUCUUGGAGCUCUUGCAUAAACCAAAAGUGCCCUCAUUCUGAAGCAGGAUCUGCUCCACACUUGGUGUCAUCUGCAGUGAAACUGAUGCAACUCUCCUUCUGAAUCUAUGCUAAUCCACAGGAAGCACCACUAACUGGGAAGGGUUAACCAAGGGAAAGCAUUAGUGGUGGAACUAAUCCAGUUGGUUUUGUAGCCUUCAAGAUAACCAACAAGUAAGAAGGAAACCAAACAAACCAACCCAGGCAUUGCCUUGCUGAGUGUUCCUCAUCUGGUAGUACUGUUUGUGUCCAUCUGGGAAUCACAACACCCCCUUAAAAAUGCUUUUGAUUGUUUUACCUCUCUAGGCCUUGCUUACCAAGGGAAAUGGGGAGACUUGUGAAGACUGAAAUAUGACAUAAUUAUCCAUUACGUGUGUGUGUGUGAUAACCUCAAGGAUAACUCAAAGAAAAAGACUUGGGGAAUUUUGUGAGGAAUCUCAGAAAAAACCUUCUGUUAAUUUUCUCUCUGACAAGUCCUGUUGCUGUGCCAAAGCUUCUUGUAGCUGGCUUUAAACUCCCCUUGGAAAUGGGGAUUUUUUUUUUCUUCCUUCAUCUUGUGAGGUGACAGGAGAGCUGUUCCCUCUGUGUGCUUGUUCCCAGCACAGCCCUUCAUGGUACCAACCAGUGGUGGUUCUUCUUGAGGACAUUUAACUUAUGCAAUUCUGGGGCUUGUACAGGACAUAAAAAUAUUUUUACCAAAAUAUUGUCCUCAGGAAAAAAAACCCCAACAUUUCACAAAGAGUUUCUUGGCGUGGCUGUUGUGUGUCUUUUCUUCAUGGCCAGAAAUGUCAUGUUAGCAGUUAACUCCUGUCUUCAAAAUGCAAGUUAAUCAUUACCAUUGUAUUCCAGCUGGCUUACAGGUUCCAGUCUCCUGGCACAUCACCUCUUCCAGAAGAUAAAAUACAGAGAUAGGGUUUUUUAAUGAUUUUUUUUUUUUAUCCAGAGUACUGUCAUUUAAAGAGACACAUUCAGUGGCAGCAAACAUUCUUGUCAUCUUGUUCCUACUGUGUGAAUAUUGUUCCUGGCUAAGAGUCUUCUCUUGUUCACACACCAAGCUGUGAGUCCUCUCCAGAGGACUGUCAUCACUAAGGCUUGCAAAAAAAAAACCCAACAAACCAACAAAACACAAAAAAAUAAAAAAAAACAAACCAGAGGGGGAAAAAAAAAAAAAGAGAGCACUGAGUAAAAAAUCAUCUAAACAGUAAAUACAAAAAUUAAUGUAGUCCACUAGACAUGUAUUUUGUAUAUCUGGUGAGAAGUUUUUACAAAUAAAAUACCUGACUUGAGAGAGAAUAUGAAAAGAUAUAUACUAUAGAUUAAAAGCUGUUCAAAGUGCACUUUUGCUACAGAUGUAUAAGGAGACUCAAAGGAAUUAAAAUCAGAAGAGAAUGGUGUGAUGGUACUUCUGUGUAAUAAAUGACCCCACCUGUCUCCAAUAAAGGUCGUGGAUGAUCAAAUGCAA
Molecule: messenger RNA, 3591 nt
Organism: Calypte anna (Anna's hummingbird)
Lineage: Eukaryota; Metazoa; Chordata; Aves; Apodiformes; Trochilidae
Product: ubiquitin carboxyl-terminal hydrolase 12
Exons: 9
Coding region: 105-1214 (369 amino acids)
Biological process (GO): protein deubiquitination
Cellular component (GO): nucleus; cytosol
Molecular function (GO): cysteine-type deubiquitinase activity; cysteine-type endopeptidase activity
Source: RefSeq, a predicted model, not a curated record